UGCGGUGCAUUCGUAUCCGUACGUCAAUGCAUUUUUUUUUGCUUCGUGUCUCCAGCUCGCAAAAAUGAGAACCCAAAAAAGUUGUGCCCCGUGAAAAUUCGUAAAAAUCCGUGCAAAAAUCGUGCCGAACCAAGUGAAUUGUAGUUCCUUUUGUAGGGUAGUUUAGUGGUUUCACCGGCGACAGGAUGGCUCCGGGAUCCAAUAACCAGAAUAAUAACAACAAUAAUCGGCAAACGGGGACCAGGCCGAAGAUCAAAGCCUCGAAGAAAAACUCCGUUCCCCGUGAGGUUGUCGCCCCGACCAGGCGGGAUCUCCAGCAGCAGCUCAAUGUUCUCGUGGAUUGGGCAACGGUAUCUGGAGCAGCCGCCGCAGUUGCUAAUAACCAUCAACAACAGCAGCAGCAAGGUCACUUGCACUCGAAUCCCCAUCAAUCUUCGUCGUCGGCAGGUGCUACCGGAGCAGUGGGAUCCAGUGCCAGCGCAGGGAAUCAUCAGCAGAACUUCCUGCUGAAGCCGAGAAACAACCGAACGCCGGGCGAAGGGACGUGUUACGAAAUUGACAACCUCGCUCUUCAGGACAACAGCCGUUAUAUCCCGGUGCGUCCGAUAGUCCGUCGAAAUCUGCUGAGCGAAAGCAGUGGUGCCGAACAGGGCGAACCGCACAACACAGCCGUAGGAGUGGUCAUUCCUACAACGCCCAAUUCUGGCCUACAAACGUUCCGCCUCAACGACACCGGUGUCGGUGGAAGUAGCGGUCCGACAGCAUCGAACAUCAACAAUCUGCUGAACAAUUCCGGCAGUCAGAAGCACAUUCUGAAUCCGUUCCAUCCACAGCAUCAACAGCAGCAACAACAACAGCAACAGCAGACUUCGAUUCCGAAUCUUCGAGCGUCGCCGUUGAGUUCCCGGGUUCCGGACGGCGCAUCACAGAAUCAGCUGAAUCUCAACAAGAACUCGAACCAACAGCAGCAGCAACAACUGCACGGAACGGCAAUUGGUGGCGCUGUAGGCGGAGCCAAUCUCUCCAAGGCGAACGUCGAGGACAAGCUUCAUCAAAUUCAGGAGUACAUUAAAUUGACUACGAAUUUGAUCUCAUCGGUCCAGCUGGAUAACCAGAAGAAUAAGAAGGAAUCGCAGGCAGAGGUGGAGAGCGGUUAUAGUGCCAGACUCCCAGACGGCGUUCGACAUCCGAUGGGUGACGAAAGUUGCUAUUUUGUGCCGAUAAACUCCACCAGUUUGGAGAGCGUACGGCUGAGCGAAUCUGAGUUGAACGGUCCUCGACCGCAGUCCGUUCAGAGCAUCAGCACCACACAUUCAGCAACGCCGGUGCAAACGCCAUCGUACGACGAUCUGCGCUUCAAAAUGGAAAGCCAGAGUAAGAGUAUGCAAGCUUUGAAGGAGCAACAAGCACAUCUGCUGCGAUUGCAGCAAGCGGCCCGGCUACAGCUGCAGGAAAUGGAAGCAAUCCGCAAUCAAACAGCGAGUAGUCUUAUGCCGCUGGAUAGCUUUGAAUCGGUGGAACAGGUUCAGGAUGGGAUCAGCGGAAUUAUGGAGCGUAUGCGGGUGCUGGCCACGUUCAUUCAGAAUCAGCAGGAACUGGGGAAUAUGCUCGGCGGGGAUAACGAAGACGUACUGAACGAGCAGGUGAUGUUGCAACAGAAGUUUAAAGAGUUGCGAGACAAGAAGGCACAGAUGCAUAACUUGGUAUCGGAACUGCAGAAUCUGAAUGUGGAGGCGAGUAGGCAUUUUGAAGGAGGAGCGUCGAAGCCGGUUGAGCGUAACAUUCCGAUUGAACUGACAAACGUUCCGGCAUCGGCUGCUGAUAUGCGACAAGCGACAAAGACUUUCAACCACAGUAGUGCUGAUCACCAUGGUAUGAUGAAUGGGGCUGGAUCACGCGGCGGUUCUAUCACUCCCAAAGUGGAAAAUGUAACUGGAGAUCGCGUAGGAAAUAUGCAUGCAGAAGAGGAUGAAGAAAAUGCGGAAGCAGUGUCCGGAACAGCCGAGAUACUCAACGAGAAGAUCAAUGAGAUCAAUGCAAUGAAGUCGCAGCUAAGGAGGUUGAAAGAAAUGAUGGAUACAGUGAAGUUGAUCGAAAUGAAAACCGGAGAAUCAAUCGACGAAGAGGAGGAUGCCCCGGAAGAGAACGACGAAAAUGCGGAUUCAGUUGAGAACUCUCGUUCUCCAAGCGUUGCAAGUCAAAUCAGCGAUCAUGGGGCAGCAGUUGGUGGAUCUGCGGACCCCAGACGUGAGCAGUUGAAUCAAAGAGUUGAAGCGCUUCACGCCAUGACCCGUGACUUACGGGAGCAAGCCAAAUCGAUCGCCGCGGAACGAGACGCUUUGAAGAACGCCCAUACCGAAAUUCAGAGGCGCCGCAAUAAUGUGGAGGAACUUCAGCAUCAGUCGGAGGCACAAACUGCUGAAAAGUUGACUAACCACGUGGCCUCAUUUGUGUCGUCGAUUCCCCCAGGCCCCAAAGAACGCCAACAGAUGGCUUUGAAGGCGGAACUCGAACAGAAAAAGCGUGAACUCGAGAGAAUAGCCAACAUGACACAGAGCAUUAAGAAAAACACCGAGCUCUCCCGACACAACACGGAAGUAGCUCCACCUAAAGUUCCUUCGGUUUCCUCCGCGGAUUCUCUCCGAUCUCAGAGUCAACCACCGGUGAUUCCACCUCCCCCUGCGGCAUCCGCGGUGAAUAACACGGCUGGAAGCAACAUUACCAACCACUCGAAGAACUCGGCAGACUCCGGUGUGACGGACAUCUUUGCCAACGCUCAGCUCGAGUCCGGUAGCUAUCAAUCCAGCAGCACCCGUAGCCUGAAUAUGGUCCCGCCGAUGCCGGACAUAUGCAAUCGGCCGGAACGGUAUCGCAAAUCGGAGGACGUUGGCACUACGACCACCGUCCGAACGGACCGGACCUCGCCGUGGCCAGCACACCUGUUCAGUGGAGCUGGUCCCUCCAGCUCCAACACGGGCCCCCAGAGUCCCCACUUCCAUCCGCAUUUCGCCGGGUCGGAUAUCCACGUUAGCUCCGCGUAUCCAAACUACAACACAUAUCCGGCGUACGCGAACCUGCUGCCACCACAUACGCCGACUUCGGCUCCACCACCACCGGAUCCGUUGAUGUUCCAGCACUUCAUGCAGACGCAGCAAAUGCUGAUGAAUUCGAUCACCCAGUGCAACCAACUGCUGUGGAUUCAACAGCGCGAGAUCAACAAUCUUAACAAUGCUGUGUUGUUGCUCCAGGAACGCAUUCUCAACAGUGCUAACAAUAGCAUACUGAUGAACGACAGUGGGCUUCUUCCAGGAACCGGUUCCCACAUUCGAGCGGAAUCAACGCCACCAAACAACUCGCUGAAUUCGGCCCCCAGCAUGACCGGAUCCCUGUACGGCCGCGCUCGCUCCGAACAACCGCCAAUGGUCCAUCAGCAAGGCCCAACGUCCCCAUACCACACGACAAUCCCAUCAUCUCUUCACCAACCAGCUUAUGGCAACCUCAUGCCUUCCAAUCAAUUCCCAACGUUCACCACCCCGUCAUCCACUCAAUCACAGCAGCCCCAUCUUCAGCAAUCGAACCAGCAAUACUCCAUCAAUCAGCAAAUCCAACGCAAUAACACUAACAUGUCCAACUCUAACGCUACAGCAAACAGCAGCAGCAGUAGCCACCGCAGCUAUCGCAAUCUCAGACACGUUAACAUUAACACCGCUAACAACGCCAUCUACGAACAGCAGCAUCAGCUGCACCAGCAAUUGUACGAUCAUCACGUACCGCUCCACUCGAACAACUACGCCAAUCAAAACGGAAAUGGAAACGACGAUUCCAGCAUGCCACCCCAGCAACAGUUUAACAAUGCUUCCGCCGGUGGUGCCGGCAGUCUCGGUCCUUCGAAUAUGAUUAACAAUUUGGCUAAUGGUCCAACAGGUGGCGCCAGCAUGGCACCACCUCCUCCUCCAUGCCUAAAUAAUCUGAACAACAGCAGCAAUCUAAACAGUAACAAUAUCGCCUCGCAACAACAACAGACGACGACACAAGCGCUGAACAAUCAGGUGCUGCCGGGAGUGCGCGCCAACAACUAUUGGGACAACUUCCGAAGUUACUCGAGACAAAAUCUCCUGUCGAGCAAUAGUUGUAAGAGCAACGAAGAUUCCUGUACGUUUAGCUCGGGCAGCUGCACCAACAACAAUAUCAACAAUCAAAUCCAGCGCAACAACAGCAAUGUCAACAAUUUCAACAACAGCAAUAACGCAUCCACUAGCACUGCAACUGGUGGCGCGGCUACUGGAUCUGCAACCGGUACCGGAAACAAGUACCCUCACAAUUUCAAUCGGAACAAUUCCUUCAGUAACAUCAAUCAGCAGUCAGCUUCAUCCGACUUGGGUCCAAAUUUGCAGCAACCCAGUGCAUCCUCGCAUAAUCCACCAUCCUCGCAGCACUUUCAAACGAUUUCCCAAUCUCAGCAGCAGCAACAGCAUCAACCCCAGCAAGAUGGUACCCAGUUUCAACCGGUAUCAGCACAAUCGUCGUUCCAUCAACAUCAAACUGGCCCUCAGCAGCAGUCGCAGCAACACCAUCAUCAUCAACAACAGCAACAACAACCCCAACAGCAGCAGCAACAGCAUCACCACACUCCGCUAAGCCAGUCGACGUCGUUCGACCUGGGUGAGCUGCAGUUCCACACCAAUCCCAUCAACUUGGGUUUGGCCAACAAGAGCGGCCAUCCGAAAGCCAGCGGCAACAAGAAGUAUCCGCUGUCGUUGCGAUCCUGUCGCGAUGGGAACAAUCUCGGGGGCGAGGGUAGCUCGAACUUCUACGGAGUUGGGGCCCACGCGGAGAUGGUAAGCGAUCUGAAUCUGGCGACGGCGAGCAACUAUCAGCACGAUUCCAAAUCAACGUCCAAGCUGUUCGAAGCGCUCAAGGAGAACGUCUACCAAGAGGUGAAGAAUCUCAUCACUGCCAACGAGUCCCGGCCGCACUUCCUGAUUCAGCUGUUCCGGGAGCUCCAGCUGAUCUCAUCGGAUCCCCUGCGCCAACGGACGCUGCAGUCGAUCCAGGAGUUGUAUAAUCGCUACAUUGAAUCCACCCUUCAGCAGGAACAGCAACAGGAAGGAGGCCAUGUGAAUAACGUUGGUAGCAACAAUUUGCUAUCGUCGUCCGGUGCCGUGGGAGGAGGAGGAGGCGGACAGCAAUCUGCGUCGAACGGCGUUGGAGCCGAUGCUGAGAACUUGGAAGUCGUUGAAGUUGCGCAGAAUUUCACAAAUGUUCGUCAACAGCAGUUUCAGUUUGCUCCUUCGGCGGAGAGUAGCCCAAUUACCGGAGGAAGUGGUUCCGGUGUGAAUGGCAAUCUGAGUGCGCCUACCAAGGAUUUGGAUGCAGGCGAUUUGGGAGGGAUAGCUAGUUCGGAGAUAAUCAGCAUUAUAAUGGGAGACAUCGUGGGGGUGAUCAAUUCGGUGGACUACAUUAACGAUUCGGUGCUGUGCAAGAUUGCAGGGGUGAUUUGCAAUCAUGCCACUGGAGCUUCGAAUGGACUGUUCCAGCAACUUCCGGCUCAACAUGAUCCGGAACCGGGCUUGUUGGGCAGCCCGAUGGGGCUAGGACCGUCCAUGGCUGCCUUCUUGACGCAGAAUGAGACUGAUGUUUUUAGUAGAGAGGACUUUUUGAGAUACCUGGAGAGCUGGAACCGUACCGAUAAGGACGAAUUUAUAUCGAAUUUGGAGAACUUGUUAAACAACAUCUUACUACGAUCCUCGGCGGCAGAAGGCGAUGCCGCAGCGGUUUCCUCAUCCAACAUGAAUGGCGAUGAAGAAGAACAGAUGAGAUCUCAACAACUGCAACAACUCCAGCACGACUCCCUUUCCACCGGUGACAUCAGUAAUGACAACAAUGAGGCUUUGCAUUCGUUCGGUGGUCAAGGUGGUGAGAAUCCUUUUGCUCCCCAAGUGUCCACUGCCACGGGGGGUGCCGUCGGUGGCGGAAGCACCAGCCGAAGAGUGUACGGAAUAUCGGAAAGUGACAAGAUGUCCAACGGGAUCAGCAGCAGUUCGAACGGCUAUGCCCUGACGACCUACGAUCUGGCCGAAGCGGAUCAGAUUUGCGACAUGGACAAAGUUCAUCCGGUGGCGGUGCUGGGCGGUGACAUGGCAGGAGGAGCUGUUUCAAACAACGGAACCGGUGUUGAUCAGAUUACGCUACGCAGCGACGAAAACCGCCGCUGGGUGAUGCAGAUGGAUGAACAUUUCCAUCGGGAACACUCGCUACAACACCAGCCAUCGCGAGGAAGGCCCAACGACAACGGCCGACAGGAUGAGGACAAUGAAGGCAGCUUGGAUCCAGAGGAACAGCUGCCGAUAUUUUACUGAGACAUACACUGUCACCACUGUUGCUUUGGCCUCGUCCGUCGGUGCUGGAACGAGUCCCGCAGGUUGCCUGCUGCCGUCAUCGCGGUGAUGUUGAAGAUGAUCUCAAACAAUGCGCAGGAAACGAACGAGGCUGUCGAGUGUGAUCAACGACCUCACCCGCCACCACCACCAUUGCUACAAUUCUGUCGCGGUUGUUGGCCUGACGCCGACCACGGUUCGUUCCUGCUGCAUUUGCUGUGUGUGAUAGUUUCCGUUCUUUUCAAGCGACGCCGUCGCUUCCGUUACUGACUGUUGCUGGGAGAGGAAAGGUGGGUAUGAAAAAUGCGCAACUUUUAUUUCUUUAAAUAUUUAUUCUCUAGCAAGCGUUAAGUACCUAAAUUACUUAUCAUACCUAGCAAUCAUACACAAAACAAUCAAUCGGCUCUCUGGGACAAAAUUUUUACGCAGAAUCAAGCUCGAAGCUCAAUAUCCAUUGUUAUUCCUAUAUUUUGUCACGAUUCGCAUUGUAAUCCUAUUUUGAUGAUUUUGAUAAAUACCUAUGCUUGUUUUGACAUGGUAUUACUAUGCGAAUAGCGGCAAUGCAUACAGGUACUAAUUGCCACACUCAUACUCAAUUAUAUAGUAACGAGCAGACGAUAAAUUACAAAAAUAUUCCUUUCAAAAUCACAA
This is a messenger RNA of Aedes albopictus (Asian tiger mosquito), 7028 nucleotides long. RefSeq lists its product as uncharacterized. Gene Ontology annotation, cellular component: centrosome; centriole; centriolar satellite. NCBI's taxonomy places the organism in Eukaryota, Metazoa, Arthropoda, Insecta, Diptera, Culicidae. The transcript is spliced from 10 exons. The record is from RefSeq and is a predicted model, not a curated record. Bases 186 to 6359 code for a protein of 2057 amino acids. Gene Ontology annotation, biological process: microtubule anchoring at centrosome; protein localization to centrosome; cilium assembly.